This is a messenger RNA of Pterocles gutturalis (yellow-throated sandgrouse), 3447 nucleotides long. Its product is annotated as neuroblast differentiation-associated protein AHNAK-like. Bases 1 to 3447 code for a protein of 1148 amino acids. Gene Ontology annotation, cellular component: cytoplasm; costamere; nucleus. The record is from RefSeq and is a predicted model, not a curated record. NCBI's taxonomy places the organism in Eukaryota, Metazoa, Chordata, Aves, Pterocliformes, Pteroclidae. Gene Ontology annotation, biological process: regulation of RNA splicing. The transcript is spliced from 3 exons.
AUGCCCGAACUGAACGUUCAGACCCCAAAACUCUCCAUGCCAGACGUCGAUCUCCAUUUGAAGGCCCCAAAACUGAAAGGAGAUGCCGAUAUUUCUGGUCUGAAAGCCUCUGGAGAUCUGAAGGGCCCCAAAAUAGACGUGGAAGGUCCCAAAGUGGAUGUUGAGGUGCCUGAGGUGGACUUGGAAUGUCCAGAAGGGAAAAUAAAAGGCUCGAAAUUUAAGAUGCCAAAGUUUAAUAUCAAGGCACCUAAAAUCUCGAUGCCGGAUGUCGAUUUGAACCUAAAGGGCCCUAAAAAAGGCGAGAUGGAUGUUACUCUUCCAAAAGUAGAAGGUGAAUUGAAAGGCUCUGGUGUUGAUAUCAAGGGACCAAAAAUAGAUGUUGAGGUCCCGGAUGUCGACCUGGAGUGUCCAGAAGCCAAACUAAAAAUGCCAAAAAUUAAAAUGCCUCAUUUCAACCUCUCCGGUCCCAAAUUCGAGGGAGCCGAUAUCGAUGUCAACCUGCCGAAAGGAGAGGCGGAUAUUUCCGGGCCAGAGGUAGAUAUUGAAGGGCCAGAGCUGGAUGUUGCAGGACCAGAAGGCAAAUGGAAAGGUCCCAAGUUCAGGAUGCCGAAGCUGAACAUCAAAACCCCCAAAAUCUCCGUGCCGGAUGUAGAUCUGAACCUAAAGGGACCGAAAGUGAAAGGAGAAAUGGAGGUGGUGGCUCCCAAGAUAGAAGGUGAUUUGAAAGGGCCAGAAAUAGACAUCAAGGGGCCAAAAGUAGACAUUGAGGCACCAGAUAUUGAUCUGGAGUGCCCCGAAGGGAAAGUGAAAGGCCCCAAGUUCAAGAUGCCCGAGAUGCACAUCAAGGCACCCAAGAUCUCCAUGCCCGACGUGGACGUGAACCUGAAAGGACCCAGCGUGAAAGGGGACCUUGGAGUCUCAGCUCCCAAGAUCGAGGGUGACCUGAAGGGACCUGAGGUGGACAUCAAAGGCCCCAAGGUUGACAUUGAGGCACCAGACGUGGACAUUCAUGGUCCAGAGGGAAAAUUCAAGAUGCCCAAGUUCAAAAUGCCCAAGUUUGGGAUGCCGGGGUUCAAAGCAGAAGGUCCAGAGGUGGAUGUGAAACUGCAGACAGGAAAUCUGGAUGUUUCCAGCCCAAAGGUGGACGUUGAGGGUCCAGAGCUGGAUGUUGAAGGACCGGAAGGGAAGGUGAAGGGCCCCAAGUUCAAGAUGCCUGAGGUGCACAUCAAGCCACACAAGAUCUCCAUGCCUGAUGUGGACAUCAAUCUGAAGGGCCCGAAAGUGAAGGGUGGUGUGGACGUGACUGUUCCCAAGCUGGAAGGUGACUUGAAAGGACCUGAGGUGGACAUCAAGGGUCCCAAGGUCGACAUUGAGGCACCAGAUGUGGACAUCCAUGGCCCAGAAGGAAAAUUCAAGAUGCCCAAGUUCAAAAUGCCCAAGUUUGGGAUGCCGGGGUUCAAAGCAGAAGAUGUUGAGCUGGAAGGUCCAGAGGGGAAGCUGAAGGGCCCCAAGUUCAAGAUGCCGGAGAUGCACAUCAAGACCCCCAAGAUCUCCAUGCCCGACAUCGACCUGAACCUGAAAGGUCCCAAAGUGAAGGGAGACGUGGACGUGUCUGUUCCCAAGCUGGAAGGUGACCUGAAGGGCCCCGACAUUGACAUCAAAGGCCCCAAGGUUGACGUUGACCUUCCUGACGUUGAGCUGGAAGGUCCAGAGGGGAAGCUGAAGGGCCCCAAGUUCAAGAUGCCGGACUUCAACAUCAAAGCACCCAAGAUCUCCAUGCCCGACGUUGACUUCAACCUGAAGGGCCCCAAAGUGAAAGGUGAUGUGGAUGUUUCUCUUCCCAAGCUGGAAGGUGACCUGAAGGGACCUGAGGUGGACAUCAAGGGCCCCAAGGUUGACAUUGAGGCUCCUGAUGUGGACGUUCAUGGUCCAGAAGGAAAAUUCAAGAUGCCCAAGUUCAAAAUGCCCAAGUUUGGGAUGCCGGGGUUCAAAGCGUCCGGAGGUGGACGUCCAGAGUUGGACAUUGAAGGCCCUGAAGGGAAGGUGAAGGGCCCCAAGUUCAAGAUGCCCGAGAUGCACAUCAAGACCCCCAAGAUCUCCAUGCCCGACAUCGACCUGAACCUGAAGGGCCCCAAAGUGAAAGGAGACAUGGACGUGUCUGUUCCCAAGCUGGAAGGUGACCUGAAGGGACCUGAGGUUGACAUUAAGGGGCCAAAAUUAGAUGUUGACCUUCCAGAUGUUGAGCUGGAAGGUCCAGAGGGGAAGCUGAAGGGCCCCAAGUUCAAGAUGCCGGACUUCAACAUCAAAGCACCCAAGAUCUCCAUGCCCGACGUUGACUUCAACCUGAAGGGCCCCAAAGUGAAAGGUGAUGUGGAUGUUUCCCUUCCCAAGCUGGAAGGUGACCUGAAGGGACCUGAGGUGGACAUCAAGGGCCCCAAGGUUGACAUUGAGUCACCAGAUGUGGACAUUCAUGGUCCAGAAGGAAAAUUCAAGAUGCCCAAGUUCAAAAUGCCCAAGUUUGGGAUGCCGGGGUUCAAAGGAGAAGGUCCGGAGGUGGAUGUGAACCUGCCCAAAGGAGACCUGGAGGUUUCUGGUCCAGAGUUGGACAUUGAAGGGCCAGAGGGGAAGGUGAAGGGCCCCAAGUUCAAGAUGCCGGAGAUGCACAUCAAGACCCCCAAGAUCUCCAUGCCCGACAUCGACCUGAACCUGAAAGGUCCCAAAGUGAAGGGAGACGUGGACGUGUCUGUUCCCAAGCUGGAAGGUGACCUGAAGGGCCCCGACAUUGACAUCAAAGGCCCCAAGGUUGACGUUGACCUUCCUGACGUUGAGCUGGAAGGUCCAGAGGGGAAGCUGAAGGGCCCCAAGUUCAAGAUGCCGGACUUCAACAUCAAAGCACCCAAGAUCUCCAUGCCCGACGUUGACUUCAACCUGAAGGGCCCCAAAGUGAAAGGUGAUGUGGAUGUUUCUCUUCCCAAGCUGGAAGGUGACCUGAAGGGACCUGAGGUGGACAUCAAGGGCCCCAAGGUUGACAUUGAGGCUCCUGAUGUGGACGUUCAUGGUCCAGAAGGAAAAUUCAAGAUGCCCAAGUUCAAAAUGCCCAAGUUUGGGAUGCCGGGGUUCAAAGCAGAAGGUCCAGAGGUGGAUGUGAGCCUCCCAAAAGCAGAUAUUGAUGUUUCCAUCCCAAAAGCAGAUGUUGAGUUGCCAAGUGUUGACAUCGAGGGUCCUGAAGGAAAAGUGAAAGGCCCCAAGUUCAAGAUGCCCGAGAUGCACAUCAAGACCCCCAAGAUCUCCAUGCCCGACAUCGACCUGAACCUGAAGGGCCCCAAAGUGAAAGGAGACAUGGACGUGUCUGUUCCCAAGCUGGAAGGUGACCUGAAGGGACCUGAGGUUGACAUUAAGGGGCCAAAAUUAGAUGUUGACCUUCCAGAGGUCCAGAGGGGAAGCUGA